This is a messenger RNA of Trematomus bernacchii (emerald rockcod), 1646 nucleotides long. Its product is annotated as tyrosine-protein phosphatase non-receptor type substrate 1-like. NCBI's taxonomy places the organism in Eukaryota, Metazoa, Chordata, Actinopteri, Perciformes, Nototheniidae. The record is from RefSeq and is a predicted model, not a curated record. The coding region runs from base 26 to 931 and encodes 301 amino acids. The transcript is spliced from 6 exons. Gene Ontology annotation, cellular component: plasma membrane.
UGGAGUGGGGAACAACAACAGCAGCAUGGCAAAACUAACUCACCUGUGUGUGCUGCUUUUGUGGGCAGGCCAAAAACCAGCCCUGACAGCUACCCCAGAGGGACUGCGGGUGAGACAGCAACCCCCCUCUCUCAGUGUGAUGCGGGGUGAAACGGCAACCCUCUCCUGUCAUUUCAAAGUUGAAUCCCUGAAGUAUGGGGUUCAGUGGUUCAAAAUGAAGUCGGAAAAAAACCAGCUCAUCCCAAAGUCAUCCAGGCAGUUCGUUGUGGAGAAGAAUCAAACUUCCUCCCUGGUGAUCGCUGAGGUAACACUGGAGGAUUCUGGGUGGUAUUACUGCGAGGUCAACGUCCUACAGAAAGACCCAGAGUGGGGCAACGGGACCGAGCUGGUUGUGUUAGCACCACCGUCUGCGCCCCAGAUUUACCUCCAGAUUCCCCCGGACCCUCAGACUGGUCAGUGGGCUCUCUUCUGUCUCACUGGGGGCUUCCACCCAAGCGAGCUAACCCUCACCUGGACUUACCAGAGUGCAGGAGCCAUUAUCGAUCACCUACCACUCACCAACUGCACCCUCCCUGCGCCCCACCCUCAUGCUGAGCUGUCUGAACACCUGACUGAUGGAGCCGUGCUGUCUUCAGACCGGUUGGUGAACCCAAAGUGUUUCCAGGUCACGGACAACCACAGCCGGGAAGCGUAUCUCUUCAGCGUGUUCCUCCUCCCACAGAAGGAGUCCUUGGAAACAGGGAUCACCUUCACAUGUAGCGUGCAGGACCACCCUGCAAGGACCAUGGCUUUGACCACCUCCUUCACUUGGGAUGCCUCCCCCAAUGAGCUGAUUGGACACUUGAACAUUUUCAAGAUGUGUUUCCUCUCUGCUGUGACCGCCAUCUUUUUAUUGGAAGCAGUCAAACAUUGCAGAGUACAGGCAAAAUGAUGUCCACUAUGAAAUACAAAAUGAAAUUGGAAAACAAAAAAAGGGACGCUGGUUGUUCCGUGCAGCUCAUCUCGACAGACCAACCUUUGACAAACAGCGUCACGCAAAUAAAGUCAUCACUGAAAAAUGAGAAUGAACUCAAAGGUUAAUUCUGAGUAAAUGUGUUAAAUCCCCUUUAUUAAAGUUUGUCCCGUUCCUAAACCUCUUGCUGUACACUGUUCUAGCAUACCAUGUAUCCUCUAAAUGUUGAUGCAAUGCUGAUUUCUUUCUGCACAUCAAAGCUGUUUAUAUCUACAACUCUUCAUCGCCACGGUGUGCUGACUUGGGUGUUUUUUUUUUUGUAAUCUGCUCAUUGUGCCAGUGGCUGGUAGUUCGCACAUCUUAAACCAUUCAUUCUGGUCUGUGUGUCAGAAUGGAUGCUUCAUGCAUGAUCCACCUGUCAAACAGAUACAGUGAUCAGCUCAACCUCCACGCAGACCUAAUCCUCACUAAACAGGAUUACAGGCGAUGCCAGUGCAUGCUUGUGUGAUAGCAUUGUUUACGUGCGCAGUGUGUGGGGUGAGAUCUUGAUUCACGUGUUUUGGGAACAUUUAAGACCUACGCACACUGCAAAAAGCACUGAAUACUGCUAGUAAUAAUGACCUGUAUCUACAGUGUAACCAGAUUUAGAUUAAAGUGAUUUGGUGUCAAAUAACCUUUUUUUCUGUUCAAUAAA